Messenger RNA from Arabis nemorensis, 1266 nucleotides. The record is from the annotation of a GenBank genome assembly. NCBI's taxonomy places the organism in Eukaryota, Viridiplantae, Streptophyta, Magnoliopsida, Brassicales, Brassicaceae.
AUGGUUUUGCCGUCUAUGAAGUCGAUCAAAUCAUUGAAGUCACUUGUUAAAAGAAGAAACAAUGGUCAAGAAGGGAGUAAAUCCGGGUGGAAAAUGAAGCCCUUUUUGGCUCUCAUAUGUACAGCACUAUUGAUCUUUUGGUAUAAGACAACAAAUAUUCAAUUCGAACAAACAGAGAUAGAAGAAACAGAUUAUCCUUUUGAGAUGGCAAAGGAAUCUGAUCCAGUCACAGAGAAACUAAAAGCCUUGCCUCGCGGAAUCAUACAUGCUACAUCAGACCUCGAAUUAAAGCCUCUCUNGUCUAGUACUAGUUUGAGGUCAAAGGGUGUCGAUAUGACUAACCGUAACUUGCUGGCAAUACCCGUAGGAAUUAAGCAAAAGAGUAAUGUCGACGCUAUGGUAAAGAAGUUUCUUCCAGCGAAUUUCACGAUUGUUCUUUUCCAUUACGAUGGCAAUAUGGACAAAUGGUGGGAUCUAGAGUGGAGUUCAAAGGCCAUACAUAUAGUUGCUCAGAACCAAACAAAAUGGUGGUUUGCGAAACGAUUUCUCCAUCCUGAUGUUGUAUCCAUUUAUGAUUAUAUUUUCCUUUGGGAUGAGGAUCUUGGAGUAGAGAAUUUCACACCAGAGAGAUAUUUGAAGAUAGUUAAAUCAGAGGGACUGGAGAUAUCUCAACCGGCUUUGGACGCAAACUCUACUGAAAUUCACCAUAAAAUCACACUCCGUUCUAGAACAAAGAAAUUUCACAGGAGAGUUUAUAUCAGUAAAGGCACUAAAAAGUGUUCUAACGCUAGUGAAGAUCCUCCUUGCACAGGAUUUGUUGAAGGAAUGGCUCCGGUGUUUUCAAGAGCUGCUUGGUUUUGCACUUGGAAUCUUAUACAGAAUGAUUUGGUUCAUGGAUGGGGAAUGGAUAUGAAACUCGGGUAUUGCGCACAGGGAGACCGGACUAAGAAUGUAGGGAUUGUGGAUAGUGAGUAUAUCUUUCAUCAAGGCAUUCAAACUUUAGGUGAAAGUGUACAUUCUGAGAAAAAGAGACAUGGACAUACAACCUUUGAUUCGAGAACCUCGAUAAGGAGGCAAUCAACAUGGGAGCUUCAAACAUUUAAAGAACGAUGGAACAAAGCUGUCGAAGAAGACAAGGAGUGGAUCGAUCCAUGGUCAUCGAGCUCGAAGGCAAAGGGGAAGAGUAACGGUAAUAACAGAAGAUUAAGGCGCGGUAGUAGUCACCGGGUAAAGCAUAAGAGAACUCAAGAGACAUCAACAACAUAA